AUGGCAGCUGUGGUUUCUUCAAGACUAGUCUUCCUGUCUGCCAUAUGCACUCUCAUUGCUCCAGCCAUUGCCAACCGGCCAACGUUCCUUCGCCAAAACUGUUCUGAUAAGCAGGGUAACUACACCAGUGACAGUAGCUACAUGGGAAACCUGAAUCUCGUCCUCUCCAUCCUCUCCAACAACACUGAAAUUGAGUUCGGGUUCUAUUUUUCGUAUUAUGGGAAAAACCAUGACAAAGUCUAUGCAAUUGGACUUUGUAGAGGAGAUUUUAAGCCUGAUGUUUGCCCUAAUUGCCUCGAUGUCGCCAAAGAUUAUCUCACGCUACAGUGUUGUCUCAGUCAGAAGGAAGCAAUAGGAAGGCUAAGAGGUCGAGCUGCAGCAGGUGGUUCUCGCUGUAAGUUUGCAAUAGGAAAUGCACCAGGACAAAACUUCCAAGCAAUAAAUGCACUUGUGCAGUGCACACCUGAAUUGUCCGAGCAAGAUUGCAAUUAUUGCUUGAGUUUGGCUUUUGAAAAUUACUGGAAUUGUUGUGCUGGGAGAAUAGGUGGGAGAACUCUUAGACCCAGCCGUAAUUUUAGGUAUGAGAUCUACGGCUUCUACCACCCUGCUGCUGAUGCGCCAUCACCAUCACCAUCACCAUCGCCACCGCCUCUGCCUCCGCCUCCGCCUCCGCCAUCGCCACCGCCUCCACCAGGUGAGAAGAGUGUGGAAAAUCUCCAACUGCGAUCAUUAUAG
Molecule: messenger RNA, 735 nt
Organism: Corylus avellana
Lineage: Eukaryota; Viridiplantae; Streptophyta; Magnoliopsida; Fagales; Betulaceae
Source: RefSeq, a predicted model, not a curated record